AAAGAGCAAGAGCUCAAGGAAGACGACAUCAAAAGACAAACACAAGAACUGGAGACCAGUAAGAACAGUGUACUGGCAGAAAGAGAAGAACUGGAACUUUUGAGGAAGGACCUCAACAAGAAAGUAGAAGAGGUGGAAUCAGCCACAAACAGCAUGAGUGGAGAGCGAGAACAACUCACGAAAAUGAAGACUGACAAUGACAAAGGGAGAGAAAUGCUUUUGAAUGAAAAGGACAUAAUGGACAGAGAAAGGGAAGAGCUGAAAAUAAGAGAAGAUCAACUGACGAGUAAAAUGAAAUCCAUAGAAACUCUGAGAGCAAAACUUCUACAGCAAAAUGUGAAGAUAAGUGAAGGCGUAAAAUACAAGGUGGACAGGUUGAAACAAAACAAUGAGGAUGUGCUAAUGCUGUACACUGUACUGGAACAAAAGCUUGGAGAACUUGAUAAACAGAAAGAAAGCGUGGCUGGUGACACUGAGAUUUUAGAGAGAGAAAGGGAAAGUCUGCUAAGUAUGCUCUCCGACGUGGACAUCCAGAGAGAACACAUGGAAAAUAUGUGGAAGCAAAAGUUUGAGAUGGAAAAACAAAAUCUUGGAAAACUGAAGGCAGAACUGAAGCGAGACAGAGAGGAUCUGAAUAGAAGGAAUGAGCUGUUGAACAAAGAGAAAGUGGACUGUGACCAGAUGCGGUCUGACAUGCAGACACAAACUGACUUAUUAGAACAAGAGAAACAAGACAUAAAAGAGGAAAGAGACAGGUUGGAAUUCACAAAGAUAGAGCUGCAAAAGAAGAAGGAAAACCUUGAAUGUCUGUUUGACGGCAUAUACAGAGAGAAAACCAACAUUAAAGAUCUAGCCCUUCAUGUUCAGACAAAAAGGGACGAACUUGAGAAAGUCAUUAACAUGAUUGCCUUCAGACGAAAAGAACAAGAGCUCAGGGGAGACGACAUCAAAAGACAAACACAAGAACUGGAGACCAGUAAGAACAGCGCACUGGCAGAAAGACAAGAACUGGAAGUUUUGAAGAAGCAU
Molecule: messenger RNA, 1029 nt
Organism: Micropterus dolomieu (smallmouth bass)
Lineage: Eukaryota; Metazoa; Chordata; Actinopteri; Centrarchiformes; Centrarchidae
Product: nuclear matrix constituent protein 1a-like
Source: RefSeq, a predicted model, not a curated record